AUGUCUUUCACGAGACUCAAAAAGUCCUACAACUUGUGUAAUGAACCAAAUGUGCAGCUUUCAACCCCUCCAAUGGCGGACCAUUUCAUCUUACACCUCUUCUUCCUUAUACCACUUCUCCUUCUCCCCCAUUGCCACUCUCAAUCCCUCCUCACUCUGCAAACCUUCCUUACAACCUUCAAUGCACGAGGUACAAAUAAUUACUGCACCAGUAGCAUUACCAGCAGCGUCGUCAUCAACCUUCCUUCUGCACCGCCAAACUCAUCUGUAACACUCGUCUGCUAUAACAACACCAUCACUCAGCUUCACAUCACUGGGAACAACAACCACUUUCCCCGUGACCAAACCCUCUCAACCAAAUCCUUCUUUUACACCAUAUCCACCAUUUUUCCGAGCUUGAAAGUCCUCUCUUUGGUUUCUCUAGCCUUAAAUGGCCCUCUACCUGCUACUGUUCUUGCCGACACUCUGUCUUCUUUGGAAAUUCUCAACAUCAGUUCCAACCAUUUCCAUGGAAACUUAAGGUUUGAGCUUUCUUACUUGAAGAACCUGCAAACUCUAGUCUUUGAUCACAAUAACUUCUCAGGGGAAGUUCCAGAUUGGCUUGGUUCACUCUCGUCCUUGACUGUUUUGAGCUUCAAGAACAAUUCACUUGAUGGGUUCUUACCGUUCUCACUCUCUCGAUUGGUCUCUCUUCGUGUUCUUGAUCUUUCCUUCAAUCGUUUAUCCGGUGACGUCCCGGUUGAUUUCAAGAACUUGACUAAUCUUCAAGUUCUUAAUCUUGAAGGCAACCAGUUUGGACCCAGUUUUCCAGUUUUGCACAACAGGCUGAUAGUUCUGGUGCUGAGUGGGAACAGAUUCCGCAAUGGCAUUCAAGGGUAUGAUCUUCGUUCCUUUUACCAGCUUCAAAAGCUCGAUCUUUCUUCAAACGAAUUCAGCGGGCCGUUUCCAGAUCUCUUGUUUUCGCUUCCUUCACUUGCGUACCUCAACAUUUCCGGCAACAAGUUCACCGGAAAGUUAUCCAUCAACGUCUCGUGUGGUGACGCCCUCGUGUUCGUGGACUUAUCGUUCAACCGGUUCACCGGAGAGCUGCCGAGUUGUAUGCACUCAUCGGAGUCCAAGACCAUGGAAAAUGACAGAGUUUUGUAUGGAGGGAACUGUCUGUCAAAUGUGGACAAGUCACAGCAGCAUAACGUUUCAUUUUGCCAUAAUGAAGCAUUAGCUGUAAUGAUUAAGCCGCCUGAAAGCGCAAACGACAAUUUGAAGUCGUCGUCGAAGGUUAAAGUAGUCGUUGCUACGAGCGUUGUUGGGGGAGUUGUCGUUGGCGGAGUUGCGGUGGUUGGUGUGGUGUUGGUUGCCAUUAGAGGCAAGUCUUUUGGUGGAGGAUGUGCAGCAACACCUCAAAUUAGGGUCUUACUUGAGAAGGUUUCACCUGCUUAUACCAUCAAAAUGCUCAAGGAUGCAAGAUAUAUUUCAGAGACAAUGAAGUUGGGUUCACUCGGAAUUUCGGCUUAUCGAACUUAUGUUAUGGGGGAGCUGAUUGAGGCCACGAAUAACUUCCAUGUAUCGACACUCGUCGGCUACGGUUCUCAUGGCCAGCUUUACAAAGGGCAGCUCAGCGAUGGCACCAUGGUUGCUAUUAGAAACUUGAAAAUGAGAAAGAGGUGCACCAUCCAAAGCUGUACUCGCCAGAUUGAACUCAUUUCUAAACUCAGACACCCGAACCUGGUCAACCCCAUCGGUCACUGCUUCGACCGCCAGCCAGACGAGUUAGCCAUCAUCCGUGGUGUCUUUCUCGUGUUCGAAUUCGUCCCAAAUGGAACACUCAGAGCCUCCCUCUCCGGUGAACAGAAGCUCUCUUGGGCACAGAGACUUUCAGCUGCUAUCGGGAUUUCGAAAGGGAUUCAGUUUCUAAACACACGGAUCGGUCCAAGAAUAUUCCCGGACAACCUUAAAAUAACAAAUGUUUUGUUGGAUCAAAGUUUCCAUGUGAAGAUCAGUGGUUACAAUCUUCCUUUGCAAGUAGAAACUAAGGUGGCUGCUAGACAACCUUCCUCUGGAAAAAGAUUUGACAUCGAGGAAGAUGAUCAUGAUCAUGACCAUGUCUACGACUUGGGAGUUAUUAUGUUGGAACUCAUCCUCGGAAGGGCGAUAAAUUGCAUCAGCGACACGACUAUUGCAAAAGAUAUGUUACAAGUAAGUUUGGUGGUGGAUGAGGUCGCUCGAAGGAGUAUCGUGGAUCCUUUGAUUCGUAAGGAAUGCUCCAAUGAAUCAUUGAGGAUGCUAAUGGAGCUUUGUCUCGGAUGCCUUUCUAAGGAUCGACGUUCCAUCGACGACGUGUUAUGGAAUCUCGAGUUCAUAGCUCAGGCUCACACAUCAUCCGGGGAAGAUCCAACGAGCAGCCAAAUGACAACGGACGCUACAAUUGUGUGUAUACCUGAAAAAGUUGAAUAAGUUUUGAUCAUCUUUGUAUUCGAAAUAACACCAUUUUCGUGUUCUAUGCGAACGAGUGUGCCACGAUUCAAGUCUUCGAAGGGGAGCACCGAAGGGUUCGCGUGACUGCUCAAUACAGAGGCGUAUUUAAUUAACUGAGGUGUGCAAAAACUAACCCGUAAAACAAUGGUUUCAAAAUUUCCUUCCAAGACAUUCGGUUGUGCAAACAUGUACGAGUUAAAACGUUGAUGCCAUAAUUUUUAUUUUAAGUUGUUA
Molecule: messenger RNA, 2706 nt
Organism: Cynara cardunculus var. scolymus (artichoke)
Lineage: Eukaryota; Viridiplantae; Streptophyta; Magnoliopsida; Asterales; Asteraceae
Product: probable inactive leucine-rich repeat receptor-like protein kinase At3g03770
Exons: 7
Coding region: 1-2451 (816 amino acids)
Biological process (GO): protein phosphorylation
Molecular function (GO): protein kinase activity; protein binding; ATP binding
Source: RefSeq, a predicted model, not a curated record